AUGGCAAUAGCAAAAACAUUUAUAGCUCUUAACGUGCUGCGCAUGUUUUCAAUCAUAUCAUUACUCUUGGUAAUCGCAACAUGCAUAUUAGUUAAUGUUAAAGGAUUUCGAGACUUGGGCCGUAGCAACACAAUAUUUCAAUUCAUGAAUCGUUGCGUAUUUGCUAUAGGAUCCAUUAUUCUAAUAUUGACAGAAUUCGGUUGGCCUAGAAGAAUAUUUUAUUGGUUCCCGAUGCUUGAUGAAACCAAGUCUUGGACGUUUUUCGGUUUCGUACAAAUGGUGAUUGGAUCAUUGAUUCUCGGAUAUGAUAGUGGCAUAAAUAGUGAAUCAUUUUUAGGUCAAAGUCUAUUUGUCUUUAUUUUGGUUCCGGGUUGGUUUAUUUUUAUCACUGGGGUAAUUUAUCUGCUUCUUGGAUGCUUUGGUGGUGUCGAGCUUAGACAAAAACGUAAAUUGGGUGCAAAAGACGUUUCCUCCUCAUCAAAAUCAAGACCUCCUUCUUACACAGUAUAA
This is a messenger RNA of Entrophospora candida, 510 nucleotides long. The record is from the annotation of a GenBank genome assembly. NCBI's taxonomy places the organism in Eukaryota, Fungi, Glomeromycota, Glomeromycetes, Entrophosporales, Entrophosporaceae.